Molecule: messenger RNA, 1315 nt
Organism: Linum tenue
Lineage: Eukaryota; Viridiplantae; Streptophyta; Magnoliopsida; Malpighiales; Linaceae
Source: the annotation of a GenBank genome assembly
AUAAAUCAGAUACCACUUGAUCAGUGAAGGCCUAAAGCUAAUUUACUUCAAUCAAUCGAACUUCUUCUUUGCCCCUGCUCCUCCCGCUUAUCGUCGCUAGGAUUUUCCACCAUGGAUACUACUCUUCAGGAUCUGAAUGCUCCCCACUCGAUGGGCACCACCAUCAUCGGCGUCACUUACAAUGGCGGGGUCAUCCUCGGUGCAGAUUCCCGUACCAGCACCGGAAUGUACGUCGCUAACAGGGCUUCGGACAAGAUCACCCAGCUCACAGAUAACGUCUACGUCUGUCGCUCGGGAUCGGCUGCUGAUUCCCAGAUUGUUUCUGACUAUGUUCGAUACUUCUUACAUCAACACACCAUACAAUUGGGACAGCCUUCAACCGUGAAAGUGGCUGCAAACCUUGUCCGCUUAUUAUCCUAUGGCAAUAAGAACAUGCUACAAACUGGUAUCAUAGUUGGCGGGUGGGACAAGUAUGAAGGUGGGAAAAUUUAUGGAGUUCCUCUUGGUGGAACAUUGGUAGAGGCACCCUUUGCGAUUGGAGGAUCUGGCUCCAGUUACUUAUACGGGUUUUUUGAUCAAGUUUGGAAAGAGGGCAUGACCAAAGAGGAAGCAGAGCAAUUAGUGGUGAAGGCAGUUUCCCUUGCCAUAGCAAGAGAUGGUGCUAGCGGUGGUGUCGUUCGUACUGUAGUUAUUAACUCUGAUGGAGUGACGAGAAACUUCUACCCUGGUGACACUCUACCUCUGUGGCACGAAGAGUUGGAGCCGCAUAACUCGUUGUUGGAUAUACUCAAUGCACAGGGACAAAGCCCUGAGCCAAUGAACAUAUGAAGGAAGGUAUGGGGAUGGUAGAUGGUGUUGGGGUUUCCUAGUUAUGCCGGGAAAUCCCUUUUGAGCAUCAGUUGGUUUGGUUCUAUGUACACCUUCCAUUUCAAAAAGGUUCUGGGUUUAUGAAUUACCUGGUGAGCUGCUGCUACAUUAGUAAUGUACUGUGUUUGGAUCUUUUUUAGUGCAUUACUUGAGAUGUUCUGUUUAAAUCUGCGUGAUCAUUGACCGCACUUCACCGGGUGCCUAUGUUGGCUGACUACUGUAUAUCGUUUCGUUUGCCUUCGUUCCCCUUCACAUCUGAACCCUAAACCACAGAGCAACUGGUCCGUUAACAUCCCUGGAUAUAAACGAACGGUGGUGCAAUGAUACGUUAUGUGAGCACACUUUGUUUGUGGUCUGUGGAGGAUGUGGAAGUCACAAAUAAUGUUAGUGAUUUAUGAGCAUGUUUAGCCCCUGAUUGCUGCUCGAUUUUCCCAUCAAGUUCUGAGGU